AUGAGCGACUCGGAUUCUAAUCCCGCCAUCCCAGCCUGGCAGAAGGUGCAAUCCGAUGAGAUCGAUAGCCAAAACACCGAACCGUCCGCGAACAGCUCAACAUCACAGGUUGAUGCGCCAGCAGCAGAAGUAACAGCAGAAGAGACAUCACAGCCGGAAAUUGUCACAGACGGUCAAGAAAGACUCGAGGUUGCGAGACGCUUUCUCGAAAAUGACGCUGUGCGGCACGCGCCUCACGAGAAGAAGGUCGAGUUCUUGAAGUCCAAAGGCAUUGACGAAGCCGAGAUACACGCGCUUCUUGUUCAAGACGAUUCCACAACAGAGACAGAGGUUUCUGCUACUUCUUAUCUUGCGCCCAUGUACUACGCUGACAAUCUCAAGGCGCCAAUCCCAGGAACAACCAGUUCUUACGCUCCGACACCCACCGAAACUCUUCCUCCAACACCAGCUUCCCAUCCGCCAGUCGACCGACCCCCAGUCGUCACAUACCCUGAAUUCCUUGCAAAGGCACCCCGCCCUCCCCCUCUCGUCACAAAGGAGCGUCUUUUCAACGCCCUUUACGCAGUCACUGGCCUCUCCACCUUCAUCUAUGGCACAAGUCGCUACGUUAUUCGUCCUAUGGUUGAUAGUCAGGCCGAAGCCCGUACAGAUUUCCACGAUCUGACCUCGCGAAAACUCGAUGCCCUCGUCGCAAAGCUUGAAAAGACCGUUUCCGAGGUUCCCCCCAAGAAACCCAUCGCCACAGUCGAGGAGGAGAGCGAUGCCGAAGACCCUACGGAGAUGUUCCACAGGGACAUGGGCACUCAAACCACAUUCCCCAUAAGCUCUGUGACAGCUAUGACAGACUCCAAUAAUAACGAGUCAGCUGCCAAACAUAACACGAAUCAACUGGGUAGUUUGAACAAGAUUCUUUCUGGCCUGAAGGAUGAGUACCGUUCCCAGAGCGAAGGCAUGGAUAAGAUCAAAACUGCUGUUGAUAUGCUAAGGGAUGACCUCGACACAAUGACAUAUACUGCGUACCCAGAUCACAGUACUGGCUAUGACCUGUACGGCCGAUCACGCAAGCCCGAGCCGGAUGACGAAAUCCGCAAGGUGCGGGAUAACAUCCGGCGUGUGAAGGGAGUCUUGCUGAGUACGAGAAACUUCCCUGCCUCGGCAAGAUGA
Molecule: messenger RNA, 1164 nt
Organism: Fusarium tjaetaba
Lineage: Eukaryota; Fungi; Ascomycota; Sordariomycetes; Hypocreales; Nectriaceae
Product: peroxin 14 17
Exons: 1
Coding region: 1-1164 (387 amino acids)
Biological process (GO): protein import into peroxisome matrix, docking
Cellular component (GO): peroxisomal membrane; peroxisomal importomer complex
Molecular function (GO): signaling receptor binding
Source: RefSeq, a predicted model, not a curated record